AAGUAGUGGGGGUAUUUUCGACUCGAUUGGCAAGGCACCUGUCGAUCGGAAGAAGGCUACGAUGGAAGAGCGAAGCUUUUUAACACACAGUGGAAUUAUCCCUCCCUUCCCGGAGGGAUCGAAGUCGACCGAAAAAAAUGCUUCUGCCAAAACCGCCGAUGGAUUGGUCGAACCCGGCUCCGAUCCUGUAGGCAAGAAAAGCAGUUAUCCUUCUCGAUUGCUGAGUCUCGUUCGAUCUAUAGAGAAGAGAGAAAAGGGGACAGAAAACUACGAGGCUGGAAUGCGGGAGACCGUUGACUUGUUCAAUCACUUGAUCGCGGUGUAUUCCCGCUAUGGCCUUCUGCGAGGGGAUUUGGAAAAGGCGGAUCACAUCUUGUCGACCGAGAAUUCUGCACCGUCGGGAAGAGCGAUGGAAGGCAGAAAGCGGGGUAGCAAAAAAGGGAGAAAAGGAAACAAGAACCACAACUCCGAUGAUCUCCGAAUCAAGCACCAUCCGGGAUCGAUACCCGGAUCAUCCAACUCGCAGCAACAGGACGAAGCCCUUGUGUUCACCGCCAUUCUGAGGAUAUUGGCACCGACGGGUUCGGGCGACGAUUUCAAUGGGGUGGGCUAUGCGAACAAUCUUGACGAAGACCGAGCUCUCUUGAUAAGUCUCGCAUCCGAAUUAUGCUUGGCGAUAAGUCAACACAUGAAGAUCGAGAAAGAAUCGGAUACGUGCAACCUUGCUGAGUAUCAGCUGUUGGCGCAAUCCGGAAAACCCAUCUUGGCUGGCCUCUUGAAUAUUAUAAAAAUGAUAGUGCACGAUAUGGCUAUAAAAUCCGAUCGAAAAAAGGACGAAAAGUGCUUGACGUUGAUGGAUUGGGAUGAGCAGAUUCAUAUAUUGACCCUUAAUACUUGUAUGAAACUGGCUUGUUCUCUCGUCACCCUGUUUGGUACGAAGCUAUCUCGUAGCACCGCAAUGCUACUCGAUCUCAAUACAACUUGCUGGAAACUAUUGACAAUUGAUAAUGAUUCUGUCCAAGAUUCGGCGGCUAGACUUCUGUCUUCCCUUCCGAUGGCCGGAGGAAUCGAUCGGAAAAACCCUUCUAUCAUUUGGAGUGCAUGCGUGUCUGAUACUCUUUCGGGUCUGGCUGUAAUACUGGAGACAAUGGCUCCUCUCACUAAAGGCAGCGACAAAGAGUACAAGAACAACAGACUACACGCAUCUUUGGACGAAUGGAUUCAUUUCGUUCGCAGGGAUAUUUCGAACGAAUCGUUUCGACUGAAGUGCUUCUAUCGAUUUUCUCGUGGCUUGACCAAAGUGUUCCAUUUUCUUCUUUUGCAAGAUGGAUUGGAUAGAAGUUCGACUUUGGUGGAUGCGCAAAUAGAUGUCAAAAAGGUGUUGGGUGUUGUCGAAUCUUUUGUUUCGUUUCCACUCUCGGCAGAAACAAUAUAUUAUAGAACGAAACGAAGACUUCGAAACGAGAUUAUCGACAACGGAUUGCUUAGCCCGAGGAUUAUCGCUACCGAAGUAGCCAACCAUAUAAAGCUGAUGGGGCAUGAAAUUUUGGAUUCUAUGUUAGAUGCAGUGGGUGGACCGGUGCUUCUACCAUAUGCUCGUCGCAUUCUUCGGAUUUCCUAUGCUUCUAUUUUAACAUCCAGUUCGAGCCCGGUUCGUAGAGUGAUGGACCCCACAAGUGCCGCGCAAUUGGAAGGAAAGAAGAGACGGUGGUUGCACCUCUCGGUUUCGUCGAGGGCACUCGCGAUCAAAAGUUUCGGGAGUGUAAUUGCUGCCUUUGGGUGUGACAGCAGUACCUCGUCAGGGAGUCUUUCGAAAGCGUCACCAUCAGCAGACUCUUUGACCGCGAAUACGGACAGUGAAAAGGCAAUAACACUUGUUGUCGGCUCUCUCAUAGAGCAAAUAAGCACCAAUAGUGGGCAAACGAGUGAUUAUGAUGGCGAUUGGGGCACCACCGCGGAACGAGUAGAGCUCGUCUCGUCAUCGGCAAUGUGUCUAGGCAUGAAUUUGGUAUCCUGCGGUGGUUUUCUUUCGUUAUCCAUUCGAUCUUUGAUUGAAUCUGUCGUUGUUAGCGCUCUCUCUAAAAUUGGUGAAACAAGACAGUCGGGUACAGAGAUCCUUUCUUGGGCCCCAGUCAAGAUUUCGAUUCUCCGAUUGGCGAACAGUUGCGUGACCACUCCGUGGCAAGAUGGAGCGUCGAGCUCGCUAGUUGAUUUAUUGACUUCCACCGCAAGAACGCUGAAAGACGAUGUAGAUAUUGAAGUUUCUACGAUUGCCAACACAGCUUUGAGAAUUUGCGACUCAUUAUCCAUCCCCCGCGCUCCUGCAUUAAUCUAUGUAAACCGUGCGGUUGGUUCCGGUAAUUCCAGUGGCAUCGACUCUGGUCCGUCUGCUAUAGCAACCACCGAUUCUGCUUCUCUAGCAACAAAUAUCGAAUCGGCCCGAAACGACGCUGUUCGAGCAAGAAAGGCGGCGUUAGAAAUCGAACUUACAAAAAAGAGGAAAGCGGAAGACAGACGCCAGCAAGACAAGAAAAAGAAGAACGAAACGGAUAACAAACGGCAGAAAGCUUUUGAAGAGAAGAAAAGUACGGAGAUGAAAAAGCCAGAUCAGACUCUUGAAAGCAAAUCAAGGCCAUCUAGGGACAAAUCAAUAAAAGUCGAUAAGACGAUCAAAACGGAUUCGAAGGAUUACAAACAAUCUUCAAAAUCUGAUCCACCGAACACUGACAGCGAAACAAAGCAUGGUGUAAUGACAAAAGUGGAGACGUCGGAUCGUGGUAAAGACGGAAAUGAAUUGGUUGGCGACGAAAACAAAAUGAAGGCAGGCGACGACGCCAUGGAAAUCGACGACAAGUCCAUCAAAAGUGAUGACGACGACGAUGAACUUCCAGAAAUUUUCGACGGAGGGCCAGAUUCUGACGAUGAAUAAUCUCGUGAUGAGGCAUACUUCUUGUACAAAAUGGAUGUGCAUCUUAUACGUAGUUACUACAAAAAGACUAAUUAUAAUAAAAAUGCGAAACCUCUAGCCUCUAAAAGCACAUGCUGUGAUGAUUUUCAGAGUGGAAACUUUGUGCUUACAACGCACCCCCCAUCAUUUCCACGCAACGUUGCAGUGUGUCACUGAUCGGGGAUUCAAUCUUGACAAGCCCCUCUAAUUUCUCGGCCUCGGCCCGCGUUUCUCCAACAUUAAGGACUGCCACCGAGGUUCCCUUUCUGGAGGCGGCCCGCACGUGACGAAAGGCACUAUGCACAGCCAGAGAGCUUCCGAUUACCAAGAUCCCAUCGCAGUUUUCUACCGCUUGCUCGCAGAUUCGAACCCUGUGUUUGGGAACCGUGUCACCAAAAAAGACUACGUCGGGCUUGAAAAAACCAUCUUCACAGCAAGGACACGAAGGGAGGACAACAUCGUCGUAGUUGGCCUUCACGAGUUGCGCAUCUCCGUCUGGUCGCAGUUGGCUUUGCUGGCGGGAAGAUUCCUUGCCUUCUUCCAAUAGCUUUAGGUGCUUCAUCAACCAAGCUAGAUUCAUCUCUUCCAGUUGCUCCUGAUAGUCGUUCCGUUUCAUUCGAUGCCCGCAGUUCAUGCACCUAACAAUUUUGUUCUCUCCGUGAAUGGCAAGGACGUCCUUCGAUCCGGCCCUGACGUGCAAAGAAUCCACGUUCUGUGUCAACACCGUCAACCGCCGUUGUCCCGAAGUAAAUAGAAAUUCAUCUCGAUCCUGCUCGUCGUAAAAAUCUUCUCUAUCCUCCAUGUUCACACCCAAACGACCCAUUCGUUCCAGAGCCGAAAGCGAAUAGUGCCCGACGUUGGGUUUUGCCUGGUCAAAUGUUUUCCAUCCCACCAUGGAGCGCCCCCAAUACCGUCUCCGUUGGUGAGGAUGCUCCAUAAAUUGAUGGUGAAUGAUCGGUUUGUGGCCUACGUGAUAGGAUCCCUUGUGACCGCGAUAAUCUGGGAUCCCUGAAUCGGUCGACAAUCCCGCCCCCGUCAGACAAAAGAC
Molecule: messenger RNA, 3995 nt
Organism: Pseudo-nitzschia multistriata
Lineage: Eukaryota; Bacillariophyta; Bacillariophyceae; Bacillariales; Bacillariaceae
Source: the annotation of a GenBank genome assembly